CGCCAUCCCACCACCGCACCCGCUCCCACACCCACACCCACAUCAACAGCCAUCUCGCAGAGUCGCAGCAAAUCACAACCCUCCCAGCACCCUCCAGCCAAACAGGUUCGCAGCUCAUGCAGCAGAGGACGCGACCUUGCAUCAGCCCACGCAAAGCCCGCAAUCCUGGGUCCAGAAAUAGGGUUAGAGGUUGGAAGUAUCUUGGAACACCUCCUACACGCAACACCACCCCUUAACACCCAUUACCUCCCCGCGCUCCCUCCUAGUCUCCCAAUGACCACGACACCAAAUCUGGAUUUACACGACAUUCCAUUAAACAUUCGAGUCACAAUUCGCACGCACAAAUCGGCAACGCCCUGAAAAUUUCAAUAUGGUCUCUUUUUCGUGUGAAGCCUGUGGAGACGUCCUCACCAAGAAAAAACUCGAUCCUCAUCGUGGCCAAUGUUAUGGCGCGUCGUACACAUGCCUCGACUGUAUGAUUCACUUCCAGGGAACAGACUACCGCGCCCAUACCAGCUGUAUCAGUGAAGCACAAAAAUACCAGGGCGCGCUCUACAAACCAGAGAGGGAGAAGAGGCCCAAGCAAAACCAUUCACAGGCCCUUGUACCCCACAAAGCAUUUGUCGAAGACGCCGAUGAUGAGUACCACCACAAUUCGCAUAUCACCAUCGUCGAUCCUCCAAUGCCAGAGGCUCCCUCUCCACCACCUGCGGCUUUCUUGUCGUCCAGUCCUGUCAAUGUCUUCGAUUUUCUUGUAAACGGCGAAACGCCGAACGCAUCUCGACUCGAACUUCCUGCCCCAGAGCCGAUGCAAAUGAUUGAGGAUACUCCGGAGGAAAAUAACGAUCGACAACUCGCCCGAGUAACCUUCGAGAAGAACUCACACAGCGACUUGGACUUGAUUGAGUAUGGCAAGGGCGCAGUACCAACUUUGACAUAUCAAACGCCAGCACCCAAAGCCGAACGGGAGCGCAAGAAGGAGAAGAAGGAUCGUGAUCAGAGUCGGGAUGAGAAGAAGGACAAGAAGCGCAAGCGUUUACAUGUCGAUACACAAUCACUCCGUGAUGCUGACGAGACAAUGACCGAUGCCCCACCAGUUCUCCAUUCCGGUUUGACUGGAGGUUUGAAGGGACUUCUGUCUCGACCGUCUGUCUUCCCACCAUCACCAGAUUAUUCUGGAGGUGAUGCCAAUGACAAUUCGCCUGGCAGUCCCCUGAAGAAGACGAAGCAUUCGAAACGUGGUCGCAACGGAAUCGAUGCAAUUGGCAACAACCUCAUGUCCUUGAUCGGCAGCAAACGAGUUUCAUCACGAGAACACUCGAGCCACUCUGAAGACCGACCAAGACGACGCCGAAGACACAGGGACGACUCGGAACGGCCAGUGCGAAAGAUGAUCGAGUACAAACCCUUGGAUGAAGAUGGAUCAGUCCAGGGUGACAAUGCAAACCAGAUGGUGAUCUAUAAGCCCCGCGCGGAGUUACUGCUAGGCUACAUCAACAAAGGCCCCGAGAGUGAGAGAGGUGUGAGCAUGAACAAGGCUUUGAAGAGAUAUCAUCGCGAUCGCAAUGCGAUGGGAGUUGGUCUCACGAGGGCGGAGGAGGAGAAGGAGUUGUGGAGAAGCCUGAGGAUGAAGCGGAAUGACAGAGGAGAAAUCGUAUUGUUUCUAUGAUACAAGAUUUGCCAGGUUUACGGCAGGCGCAUGCUUUGCAUUGCUUUGUUGCAGUUUGCGGGAUGGGCUCCUGUCUGGCUACUGGAGCUUAAUUGUUAGACUUGGAAUUAAGGCUUCAGUCUGUGACGACUGAUCACAGCUUCUCUACUCGAAGACUACUUGAACCCG
This is a messenger RNA of Hyaloscypha bicolor E, 1837 nucleotides long. RefSeq lists its product as uncharacterized. Gene Ontology annotation, biological process: rRNA processing; negative regulation of transcription by RNA polymerase II. The record is from RefSeq and is a predicted model, not a curated record. Gene Ontology annotation, molecular function: DNA binding. NCBI's taxonomy places the organism in Eukaryota, Fungi, Ascomycota, Leotiomycetes, Helotiales, Hyaloscyphaceae. The transcript has 3 exons. Gene Ontology annotation, cellular component: nucleolus. Bases 371 to 1669 code for a protein of 432 amino acids.